This is a messenger RNA of Cicer arietinum (chickpea), 4899 nucleotides long. Its product is annotated as pentatricopeptide repeat-containing protein At3g18110, chloroplastic. NCBI's taxonomy places the organism in Eukaryota, Viridiplantae, Streptophyta, Magnoliopsida, Fabales, Fabaceae. Gene Ontology annotation, molecular function: protein binding. The record is from RefSeq and is a predicted model, not a curated record.
GCUGAAGAAACAAACGGUUAUGAAAUGUUGUUAUAUCCUCUCAUUCCACAAUCUCAAACCAAACAGUAACACAUAAGUUAAUUUCAAAUGUUGUUGUUGUAUUUCAGAAAGCAUAACCGAACAUGAACAUAGGAUACACCAAAUCCACACAACAAUCAUGUCUUUCUCUGUCUCACCGACAUUGCUCACUCUUACACCCAUACCUUCGUCACUUUCAAUAUCAAAGAGACACACACACACUAUUACUAUAACCGCUUCCUCUUCAAUUUCCACCACAAUAACACAUCAUGAUUCAAAUUCCUCUCCACAACACAACAAUGAUAACAAAAAUGUAACUGUUGUUAAGUUCACUUAUAACAGAGCAUCACCUUCAAUUCGAUGGCCAAAUUCCAAACUCUCUGAUAUCUACCCUUCUACGACGACCCAAUUGCCUCAAAACGAUGUUUUCGCCAAAAAGAUUCCAACUUCCGAAACCCCAGAUGAAGAAAUUCAGAAAAAAGACGAAGAAGAAACACGUGAAAUUCUUGGGAACCGUAGCAAGAAGAUGAAGGUGAAAAAGAUGAACAAAUUUGUGUUAAAAAAAGAGAUGAAUUGGAGGGAAAGAGUCAAGUGUUUAACGGAUAGGAUUAUGUGUUUGAAGUCUGAGGAUUUCGUUGGUGAUGUGUUGGAACAACACAGAGUUGUUAUGACACCAACUGAUUUUUGCUUUGUGGUGAAAUCAGUGGGUCAAACUAGUUGGCAACGUGCACUUGAGCUUUAUGAGUGUUUGAAUAUGCAGCAAUGGUAUGCACCUAAUGCAAGAAUGGUUGCUACAAUUUUGGGUGUGCUUGGAAAAGGUAAUCAAGAAGCACUCGCUGUUGAAAUCUUCACAAAGGCUGAGUCAACCAUAGGGGAUAGUGUUCAAGUUUAUAAUGCAAUGAUGGGUGUUUUUGCAAGGAAUGGUAAAUUUGAGAAGGUAAAUGAGGUGUUUGAUAUAAUGCGUGAGAGAGGGUGUGAGCCUGAUAUUGUUAGUUUCAAUACUUUGAUUAAUGCUAAGGUGAAGUCUUGUGUUAUGGUAGUUGGUUUAGCUAUUCAGCUUUUGGAUGAAGUUAGGAAGUUUGGUAUUAGACCAGACAUAAUAACUUAUAAUACACUUAUAAGUGCUUGUUCUAGAGAGUGUAAUUUGAAGGAAGCUAUUGGUGUUUUUAGUGACAUGGAGAUGAACCGUUGUCAACCGGAUUUGUGGACUUACAAUGCGAUGAUUUCGGUUUAUGGUAGAUGUGGGUUUCCUUUGAAAGCUGAGCAUCUUUUUAAAGAGUUGAAGUCUAAAGGCUUUUCACCUGAUGCAGUCACUUAUAACUCUUUGUUGUAUGCUUUUUCGAAAGAAGGAAAUACUGAAAAGGUAAGGGAUAUUUGUGAAGAAAUGGUGAAAAUGGGGUUUGGCAAGGAUGAGAUGACAUACAACACUAUCAUACAUAUGCAUGGAAAGCAUGGCCGGCACGAUGACGCGUUGAAGCUUUACAGAGACAUGAAGUCAUCUGGCAGGAGUCCUGAUGCAGUUACGUAUACUGUUUUGAUUGAUUUGCUUGGGAAAGCAAGUAAGAUUGAGGAAGCUGCAAAAGUGAUGUCCGAAAUGUUGGAUGCGGGCGUUAAGCCCACUUUGCACACAUAUAGUGCUUUAAUUUGUGCUUAUGCGAAGGUUGGGAAGCGAGUAGAGGCCGAAGAGACAUUUAAUUGUAUGUGCCGAUCAGGGAUCAAAGCUGAUCGCCUAGCAUACUCGGUUAUGUUAGAUUUCUUUUUGAGAUUCAACGAGAUAAAAAAGGCUAUGGUGUUGUAUCAGGAAAUGAUUCAGGAAGGCUUCGCGCCAGAUAGCGGUCUCUAUGAGGUCAUGCUACCUGCGCUUGUGAGGGAAAACAUGGAGGAUGUUGUUGAAAGAAUUGUUCAAGAUAUGGUAGAACUGAGUGGAAUGAAUCCACAAGAUAUUUCGUCGGUUCUUGUUAAGGGGGGAUGUUAUGAUCAUGCUGCUCAAAUCUUGAAAGUUGCCAUCAGCAACGGCUACGAAUUGGACCGCGAGAUUUUUUUAUCCAUUAUGAGCUCAUAUAGCUCAUCUGCUAGAUAUUCAGAAGCUUGUGAACUUGUUGAAUUCUUUAGAGAACAUGCUCCCAAUGACAUUCAAAUGAUCACAGAAGCACUCAUCGUUAUACUUUGCAAGGCUGGAAAGUUAGAUGCAGCCUUGGAGGAAUACAGAAACAGGGGAGGAUUUGGUUCGUUUAGGAGUUGUACUAUGUAUGAAUCUCUUAUUCAAGAAUGCAUACAGAGUGAACUAUUUGACAUAGCUUCUCAGCUUUUCUCUGACAUGAGAUUCAGUGGUGUUGAGCUAUCUGAAUGUCUUUACCAGAGUAUGGUGUCUGUCUACUGCAGAGUCGGCUUCCCCGAGACAGCACACCAUUUGUUGUAUCAUGCAGAGGAAAACGACAUUAUUCUUGAUAAUGUUGAUAUUCAGAUUGAUAUCAUUGAAACAUAUGGAAAGCUAAAGAUGUGGCAAAACGCGGAAAGUAUAGUGGAAAAUCUUAGGCAAAGAUGUUCAAAAGUGGACAGAAAGGUCUGGAAUGCUUUAAUACAUGCUUAUGCAUUCAGUGGUUGCUACGAACGAGCUCGAGCUAUUUUCAAUACAAUGAUGAGAGAUGGGCCUUCCCCGACCAUAGAUUCCGUAAAUGGUCUCUUACAAGCUUUAAUUGUUGAUGGUAGACUGAAUGAGCUUUAUGUGGUGAUUCAGGAGUUGCAAGACAUGGGCUUCAAGAUAAGUAAAAGUUCUAUUCUUUUGAUGCUUGAAGCAUUUGCUCAAGCAGGAAAUUUAUUUGAGGUGCAGAAAGUAUACAAUGGAAUGAAAGCUGCUGGUUAUUUUCCUACCAUGCAUCUUUAUAGAAUCAUGAUUGGAUUGUUGUGCAGAUUCAAAAGAGUAAGGGAUGUAAGAGCCAUGUUGUUUGAGAUGGAAGAGGCAGGAUUUAAGCCCGAUCUUCAAAUUUUUAAUUCUAUACUUAAAUUAUAUUCAAGUAUUGAAGAAUUUAAUAACAUGGGUGUCAUUUACCAGAUGAUACAAGAUGCUGGUCUUACACCAGACGAGGAAACUUAUAAUACAUUAAUUAUAAUGUAUUGCAGAGACCAUAGACCAGAAGAGGGUCUGUCACUAAUGCAUAAAAUGAGAAAUCUUGAUUUAGAACCAAAGCGAGACACGUACAGAAGCAUGAUUGCAGCAUUUAGUAAGCAACAAUUGUACGACCAAGCUGAGGAGCUUUUUGAAGAACUUAGAUCGAAUGGUUAUAAACUGGAUCGGUCCUUUUAUCAUUUAAUGAUGAAAAUGUAUAGAACUUCUGGCGAUCAUCAGAAAGCUGAAAAUCUGCUAGCUAUGAUGAAAGAAGCAGGGAUAGAGCCCACUACUGCCACCAUGCAUUUGCUAAUGGUUUCUUAUGGUAAAUCAGGUCAGCCUGAAGAAGCUGACAAAGUUCUUAAAAACUUGAGAACGAGUAGAGCAGUUCUGGAUACCUUACCUUAUACCUCUGUUAUUGCUGCAUAUUUCAAAAAAGGAGAUCUAAAAUCUGGAAUUGAAAAGCUCACAGAGAUGAAGGAAGCGGCCAUAGAACCGGAUCAUCGAAUAUGGACAUGCUUUAUCAGAGCUGCAAGCUUGUCUGAGGGAGUAAAUGAUGCCAUUAAUCUUUUGAAUGCACUCCAAGAUGUUGGAUUUGAUCUCCCAAUCAGGCUUCUAAGAGAAAAAUCUGAAUCUCUAGUUUCUGAGCUUGACCAAUAUCUGAAGAGAAUAGAACAUGUGGAAGAUAAUGCAGCUUUUAACUUUGUAAAUGCUUUGGUGGAUCUCUUGUGGGCAUUUGAACUCAGAGCUACUGCAUCAUGGGUUUUCCAAUUGGCAAUCAAGAGAAGCAUUUAUCGCCAUGAUAUAUUUAGAGUUGCUCAGAAGGACUGGGGGGCUGAUUUUAGAAAGCUAUCUGCUGGCUCAGCUCUUGUUGGUCUUACAUUAUGGCUUGACCAUAUGCAGGAUGCCUCAUUACAGGGCUAUCCAGAGUCACCAAAAUCAGUUGUACUUAUAACAGGAACAGCAGAAUAUAACAAUGUAUCGCUUGAUAGCACAUUAAAAGCAUGCCUUUGGGAGAUGGGAUCGCCUUUUCUACCUUGUAAAACACGGCAUGGUGUCCUUGUAGCCAAGGCUCACUCCCUCAGGAUGUGGCUAAAAGACUCCCCAUUUUGCUUGGAUCUUGAGUUAAAAGAUUCCCCAAAUCUCCCUGAAUUAAACUCAAUGCAACUUAUCAGUGGAUGCUUUAUAAGGCGCGGCCUUGUUCCUGCAUUCAACGAAAUCACCGAGAAACUAGAAGUUGUGAGCCCGAAGAAAUUUUCCAGAUUGGCUUUAUUACCUGAUGAUAAGAGAAGUAAAGUCAUGCAAGCUGACGUCGAGGGAAGGAAAGAGAAGUUGGAAAAACUAAAGUCUGAUCCUCGACGGAUGAGGAAGAUCAAGAAGAUUAGGAAGAAGAAAUUUAUUCGGGAAGCUUUUAUGUACCAAGGAAAUGCAAUUGGGAUACAAAGGACUUUCAAACCAAUCACUGCAGAUCAAAAAAUAGAAAGCAAUAGAAAUGACGACUAAGACAGUGUAAGGUUGUCUGCAAUCACACUCUUAAUGUGCUAUGGCAGAAGCUUUUAUGAAGCAUGCUAUAACAGAAACUCUAUAGCACCAACUUGCCCUUUUUGGUGCAAAACAAGCAAUGACAUGUGAAAUAUUGUACAGAUAGAUAUAGAUAUCUGCCAUUCUUCCUGGCGUCAACAGGAAUUAUUAACCAAAAAUUGUUAUGAACAGUGUUUCCAGGUCUUGUCAUUUCUAAUUCAUUACUAAGUUGGUCGAAUCAUAUUUAGUUUAUA